Messenger RNA from Annulohypoxylon truncatum, 1415 nucleotides. RefSeq names its product putative gibberellin 20 oxidase. Gene Ontology annotation, molecular function: dioxygenase activity. Bases 199 to 1185 code for a protein of 328 amino acids. The record is from RefSeq and is a predicted model, not a curated record. Lineage: Eukaryota; Fungi; Ascomycota; Sordariomycetes; Xylariales; Hypoxylaceae. The transcript is spliced from 5 exons.
AGUCGUACAAAGCUGUAGUUAUUCGAAGAAGCAAUAUUGCUCCUCGGAUUGAUGAUCGGAGAUCUCUCUUACACUAUUUUAUUGAUAAUUUGAUAGCGCUGCAUAUCUUGAAAUCUGAAAUAAAUAACUCGGGGACAUAAUUUCGUGUUUGAUUCAAUCUGAAGAUAUCCGGAUACCGAAGUUAUUAGCAGUUCCAAGAUGGCCGUCGAACAAGCGCCUCCGGUCACGAUUCCCGUGAUCGACAUAUCCGGCUAUAUCGCGGGGGAUUCGUCUCGAACAGCUCAAAUCGCGGAGGAAUUGAACGCCGCAUGUCGCGCCCCCGGUUUCUUCCAGAUCGUCGGACAUGAUGUCCCCGCCGAUCUACGAACUCGCCUGUUCGAGAAAACCGCCGAGUUCUAUCGUCUUCCCGCGGCCAAGAAAUCCGCCUUGGGCCAGGGUUUCUCCGUGAACGGCGCGCGGGGAUACGAAGCCAUCGGGGCCGAAGUCAUGGAAGGCGAUUUUAAGGACCAAAAGGAGGGUUUCAUGAUGGGCCCCGAACUACUGCCCGGAAGGUUCCUGCAGGGGCCAAACCUGUGGCCCGAAGAAGCUGAUUGCCCCGGAUUUCGGUCGACCAUGGAAGAAUACUUCGCUGCUGCUCGGAGUCUUAGCGUAAAAUUGUUCCGGUUGCUGGCGUUGAGCUUGCAUCUUGAGGAACACUACUUUGAUGAUUUUGUCAACAGUCGAGACUCUAUUUCUAUGUAUCGCAUACAUAAAUACCCAAAGACCAAUGCCGAAAUGGCGAAGAAGUCCCGUGGAACGGGUGCUCAUACGGACUUUGGCGCCAUGACACUCCUGCUUCAAGAUGACAUUGGUGGUUUAGAGGUUUUCCACCGGCCCACAAACACGUGGAAUGCCGUGCCCUACGUCCAAGAUGCGUACGUUGUCAACAUCGGCGACAUGAUGGAGCAGUGGACGAACGGUCGAUAUAUGUCGACGGUCCAUCGCGUGAUCUCGCCGAUUUCGGAUAAGGACAGGUAUAGUGUGGUUUUCUUCAACGAGGGCCUACUAGACCAAGUCAUCGAGUGCAUCCCAACUUGUAUUGAACCCGGCGAGACCCCUCAGCAUCCGCCUGUGACGGUGGAAGCGCACUUGCGAAAACGAUACGGAGAUAGUUACGGAGGGGGCAAGGGUAACGACGCAAACUAGGAGUUCCUAAAACUUGAAAUAGUAUAAGGCUUUUUCAAUUACCCCUAAUCUAGGUUCGGUUCGGGGAUCUUCCGGUCGAGGAAGGUUGGAUGUGGGUCCGGACGGAGCCGGUUUGGGGGAUGCGGCUUCCUUGCGGAAAAUCUUUGAUAGUCAUGUAUGCCAGUCUGUUAAUUAGUAAGCUACCUUUUCAUAUGAUAUACUCCGUGUCUCAUGAUAGAUAUGACUCACAU